Molecule: messenger RNA, 489 nt
Organism: Nerophis lumbriciformis (worm pipefish)
Lineage: Eukaryota; Metazoa; Chordata; Actinopteri; Syngnathiformes; Syngnathidae
Source: RefSeq, a predicted model, not a curated record
AUGGCCGAUGUUCCACAGCUCGUCAAAAUCGGCAUUUCGCUGAAGAUGCUUCCCAACAACACCGCCGUCUACUUCAAAUCCGACGGAGCCAGGUUCGGACAAACCCGAACCAUUAAGCUGCUCACCGGUUCCAAGUACAAGAUCGAGGUGGUGAUCAAACCCGGAGCGGUCGAGGCCACGUCAAUGAGUUUGGGUGGCAUCACCUUUGCUCUGGAGCAGCAGUCCAAGGACCCUCAGUCGGUGGUCUACUCGGGCCUGUACGACACGGAGGGCGUAGCUCACACCAAGAGUGGAGAAAGGCAGCCCCUUCAGAUCAGUAUACAGUUCACCGAGGCGGGCACGUUUGAGACGGUGUGGCAGGUGAAGUACUACAACUACCACAAGCGGGACCACUGCCAGUGGGGCAACAGCUUCAACAGCAUCGAGUACGAGUGCAAACCCAACGACACGCGCACGCUCAUGUGGGUCAACAAGGAGACUUUUAUUUGA